Messenger RNA from Zingiber officinale, 2090 nucleotides. RefSeq names its product omega-6 fatty acid desaturase, chloroplastic-like. The transcript is spliced from 10 exons. Bases 362 to 1867 code for a protein of 501 amino acids. NCBI's taxonomy places the organism in Eukaryota, Viridiplantae, Streptophyta, Magnoliopsida, Zingiberales, Zingiberaceae. Gene Ontology annotation, biological process: lipid metabolic process. Gene Ontology annotation, molecular function: oxidoreductase activity. The record is from RefSeq and is a predicted model, not a curated record.
GAAGUCGGCGGCUCACCGUCUGCUUCGUAGUCGGUCAGGUCCAAGAAACCCUCCCGCCGCCGUCCGUCUUCUACAGUACGGCUAUCUAAAUCUUUCGUUGGCCGGACCGGUCCGGGCCGGGCUGGAGUGAGAACUAUCGACCCGAGUCAAAAGUUGUUAAUUGCGUCGUUGACUCCAGCUGCCCAACCGCCCAAAGAUUGGGCCGCAAUAGCCACAAACGUGUUCGUUUGAGGACUCCAUCCACCGCCCCAGCCACAAGUAACACAGCUCCGGCACUCUAUCGUUGCCCGCUUCGAUCCCUUGGUCACCGCCUCUCGCCUCCGCUUCGGGCGAGUUUCCUUCCCGCUCUGCUUCCCGGCGGAUGGCCUGCGUAGUCUCCGCCCCUACCUUUCGCCUCGAGGCGGUGAAAUCUCGCGGAGCAGCUUGCGGAGCGAGGUCGGGGUCAUGUAUAGUACGUCAUUCAGGUUUAGACAGCUUAGCGGUGAGAAGGAGCUUCUUGUGUCAUCAUUCUUUCUCCCAAAAGGUGUCCUACAGGGUUCGGGCAGCAGCUGUGACAGCUUCACCCACGUUUCUAGAUAAUGCAGAAGAAAGAAAACUGUUGGCUGAAAAGUAUGGAUUUAUGCAAAUUGGGAAACCACUUCCAGAUAAUAUUACCAUGAAGGACAUCAUGGAUACAUUGCCUAAGAAGCUAUUUGAAAUUGAUGACAUGAAAGCCUGGAGGUCAGUUUUAAUAUCUGUGACUUCAUACGCAUUGGGAAUUUUUAUGAUUGCAAAGGCUCCAUGGUAUUUGCUUCCUCUGGCAUGGGCAUGGACUGGCACAGCAAUUACAGGGUUCUUUGUGAUAGGUCAUGAUUGUGCCCACAAAGCAUUCUCAAGGAACAAAUUAGUUGAAGAUAUUGUUGGAACUCUAGCCUUUUUGCCUCUAAUAUACCCUUACGAGCCAUGGCGGUUUAAGCAUGAUAGACAUCAUGCUAAGACAAACAUGUUAGUUCCCUAUUACACUUUUCAUUUUAGUUUUCUUAUAUUUGCUUUUUUAAUCUUAGAUUCCUUGGAGACGGAGCAUCUUCAAGAAUUAUAUUCUAGCUCAUUAUCCAUACACAAUCGAUUCAGUAACAAUAUAAUUGAGUAUGGUAAAUAUACAUGUGCUCAACUAAGAAACUCAAAGAGAAGGUUAUCAGAAGAUACUGCUUGGCACCCUGUAAUGAGAGAUGAGUUCGAGUCCUCCCCUCUCAUGAGAAAGGCGAUAAUAUAUGGUUAUGGACCUUUGAAGACUUGGAUGUCAAUUACUCAUUGGUUGAUUUGGCAUUUCAAUUUGAAAAAGUUCCGGCCUGCAGAAAUUGGAAGGGUGAAGACUAGCUUGGCGUGUGUUUUUGCAUUUAUGGCAAUUGGGUGGCCACUGAUUAUUUACAAGACGGGAAUCACAGGAUGGAUCAAGUUUUGGCUCAUGCCAUGGUUGGGAUAUCACUUUUGGAUGAGUACCUUCACAAUGGUCCACCAUACCGCACCUCACAUACCUUUCAAAACAUCAGACGAAUGGAAUGCCGCUCAGGCACAACUCAAUGGAACAGUUCAUUGCAAUUAUCCGCGUUGGAUUGAGAUCUUAUGCCACGAUAUCAAUGUUCAUAUCCCCCACCAUAUUUCUUCGAGGAUUCCGAGUUACAAUCUCCGGGAAGCUCAUAAGGUGCUCCAAGAUAACUGGGGAGAGUAUCUCAACGAGGGCAACUGGAACUGGCGUCUGAUGAAGACGAUACUGACCGUGUGUCAUGUGUAUGAUCACGAGCGGUACUACGUGCCGUUUGAUGAAAUUGCUCCUGAUGAAUCCUACCCCAUCCAAUUUCUGAAGGAAACCAUGCCUGAUUAUGCAUGAUAGAGUUGCAACUCAACUUUCAUUUCUAUUUUUUUCCCCCCUUCAUUUUUUUUUAUCAACCAAAUGAGACGAUUAGAGUCCAAGACAAGUUUAUGGUGCUCAGAUUUGUCACUUUUCCUCUGAAGAGAUGCUGAAAUUUUGACUUAUCACAAGGACAACAAUGUGACCUUCUUAUCCAGAAUUUGCAUACAUACAAGAUUGGUUGUUGUGGUUUCGGCUUUCA